Messenger RNA from Kogia breviceps (pygmy sperm whale), 1814 nucleotides. The record is from RefSeq and is a predicted model, not a curated record. Lineage: Eukaryota; Metazoa; Chordata; Mammalia; Artiodactyla; Physeteridae.
GCUGUUACCGGGGCCAAUCUCAGCCAGCUCGCCUUUUCCCGGCGGCCUCUGCGGGAGCGGUGGGUGUUGUACACAAUCAUCAUGGCGGCGGCCGGAGCCCCGGAUGGCAUGGAGGAACCUGGCAUGGACACGGAGGCAGAGACCGUGGCGACCGAGGGGCCCGCGCGGCCCCUCAACUGUUUGGAGGCCGAAGCCGCGGUGGGGGUGGCGGCCGAGGACUCCUGCGCCGCGCGAGGCAGUCUUCAACCUGCCCCGGCCCAGCCCCCUGGGGACCUCACGGCCCAGGCCUCGGUCAGCAACGGCGAGGACGCGGGCGGCGGCGCGGGCAGGGAGCUGGUGGACCUGAAGAUCAUCUGGAACAAGACUAAGCACGACGUGAAGUUUCCCCUGGAUAGCACAGGCUCCGAGCUAAAACAGAAGAUUCACUCGAUUACAGGUCUCCCGCCUGCCAUGCAGAAAGUCAUGUAUAAGGGACUUGUCCCUGAGGAUAAGACGUUGAGAGAAAUAAAAGUCACCAGUGGAGCCAAGAUCAUGGUGGUUGGCUCCACGAUAAAUGAUGUUUUAGCAGUAAACACACCCAAAGAUGCUGCCCAGCAGGACGCAAAGGCCGAAGAGAACAAGAAGGAGCCUCUCUGCAGGCAGAAACAACACAGGAAAGUGUUGGAUAAAGGAAAACCUGAAGAUGUGAUGCCAUCUGUUAAGGGUGCCCAGGAGCGCCUGCCAUCUGUACCCUUAUCUGGCAUGUACAAUAAGUCCGGGGGAAAAGUGAGACUUACCUUUAAGCUAGAACAAGACCAGCUGUGGAUCGGCACUAAAGAUUCCUGGAGGGAACCGAACAUGCCUAACUCACCUGUUUCUGGCCAGCACUAUUUUGCUUUCUGCAAAGCUGUAAUGAGUUUUCCAGCUUGGUUUCUCCAUGUGCUGAGAACUCCUCCCUGUCCCUGAGGUGUCUGCUGCUUCUGGGCAGUGGCUUUGUCGUGCAGGUGCCCCCUCCUCUCCUGCCACCAGCCCUGUCCUGCUGCACCCGGCUCACCUCCAGUCUCAUCUCACUCCAGGCAUCCCUCGCUGCCUCCUCUUUCUUACCUGCCAUCCUUAAACUUGCUGCAAAAUGUCUUCUGACCCCAUGUGAUAAGUGGCAUUUAGAGUGUUAAUCAUAAGAGGUUAUGAAUGCUCUCAGAGAACUUCCUCAAGUGUGUGUAUUUGGAGGGGUGGGGGACCAAGGGAGGGAAUGGUGGGGGGAGGGUGAGUGAGCAGGAUCAAGGGAUAGAAGCUGGUCUUAAAGCCCCAAGCCUCCCCCUUCCUGUAUGAGUCACAGGGGCAUGCAGUUGCCUCUUUUUGGUCCCCUUGACUGUCCCAGGUGCCAAAGACCUCAGCCAGGUCUGGGCUUGGCAAUAAGGGUGCAGAGGAAUUUCUUGGGUGUUUACGAAUCAUCAGACAUUACAGAGUAACACCAGGCAAGCUAUACCUCUGCUCUCAGAACCCUUUAAUAUACCUCUGUCAAGUCUGGUUCCCCAUUUGCUCCUAAGAAGUUCCCAACUCCCAAGCAGGGCUGGAGGUGCAUUGACCAGAAGAUCUCUCCCGUCGUCCCUAGAGGGUGGGGAAAGAUUCCCCCGGCCACCAGCCCUGAGGAGGGACUACUGAGUCACAGGAGUAGAGCAGGGGGGCCUUUAAUAAUCACUGUAAUCCCUCUUAACUUAGAGCGGACUGAGAAAUUGCCCAUGGGUUCCAUUAAAAAUGUGGUCAGUGAACCUAUCGAAGGACACGAAGACUACCACAUGAUGGUAAGUAGCCGGCGUGGCCUGGCCCUCGCUAGA